Lepus europaeus (European hare) is the source of this 15342-nucleotide messenger RNA. It is a transcript of the gene HYDIN, whose product is annotated as HYDIN axonemal central pair apparatus protein. Gene Ontology annotation, cellular component: axoneme. Bases 19 to 15342 code for a protein of 5107 amino acids. The transcript has 87 exons. Gene Ontology annotation, biological process: axonemal central apparatus assembly; cilium movement. Lineage: Eukaryota; Metazoa; Chordata; Mammalia; Lagomorpha; Leporidae. The record is from RefSeq and is a predicted model, not a curated record.
AAAAGACUUGAAGAGUCCAUGGGGGCUGUUCAGAUGGGGCUGGUCAAAAUGCUUAAAGGGUCUCAAAGCAAGGUUUUGCCACCCCUGAGUCCGAAGGUGGUUACAGAAGAAGAAGUGAACCAGAUGCUGACACCCUCAGAGUACCUGAAGGAAAUGUCUCUCACCACCGAGCAGAGAUUGGCAAAUACACAUGUGAUCUGCAGGCCACAAAUCAUCGAACUCUUAGAUAUGGGAGAAACAACACAUCAAAAGUUUUCAGGAAUUGACCUGGAUCAAGCAUUGUUCCAGCCCUUUCCAUCAGAAAUUAUAUUUCAGAACUAUACUCCCUGUGAAGUCUAUGAGGUUCCACUGAUUUUGAGGAACAAUGAUACAAUUCCAAGGAUGGUGAAAGUUGUUGAGGAAAGUUCACCUUACUUUAAAGUUAUCAAGCCUAAAGAGAUUGGCCACAAAGUGGCCCCAGGGGUGCCGUCCACAUUCCGAAUCCUCUUCAGUCCAGAGGAGAACAAGGAUUAUGCCCAUAUGUUGACGUGCAUCACUGACAGAGAAAAGUUUAUUGUGCCCAUCAAAGCAAGAGGCGCGCGAGCCAUCCUCGACUUUCCUGACAAGCUGAAUUUUUCCACUUGCCCUGUCAAAUACAGCACUCAGAAGAUUCUGCUGGUACAAAACAUUGGCAACAAGGAUGCUGUGUUUCACAUCAAAACCCGAAGGCCGUUCUCCGUAGAGCCAACUGUGGCUACUGUUAAUGUGGGAGAGUCCAUACAGCUGGAAGUGGAGUUUGAGCCACAAAGCGUGGGCAAUCACAGUGAAAGGCUGAUCGUGCAUUAUGACACAGGUGAAAAGGUGUUCGUAUCUCUCUAUGGAGCUGCCAUGGACUUGAAUAUAAGGUUGGAUAAGAAUUUUUUGACCAUCGAGAAAACCUACAUAACUCUAUCCAAUCAGCGAACUAUAACGAUUCACAACCGCAGUAACAUCAUUGCCCAUUUCCAGUGGAAAGUAUUUGCUACCCAGGAAGAGGAGGAAAGAGAAAAGUAUAGGAGAUGUGAUGAUCUGAUCAAGGAGGAAAAGAAAGAGACCGACAUGUUCCUUGAAGAGUGCAUUGUUGAUCCUUCGCUCCGAGAACGUCUUUCCAUCCUCUCCCGCACCUUCAAGAAUCAGAGGAGGCUGGUCCAGGAAGACAACAUGUUCUUCCUGAAUAACAUUUUCACAGUCGAUCCCCUGGAAGGCGAUGUCUGGCCCAACUCAUCGGCCGAAAUCACUGUGUACUUUAACCCCCGUGAAGCCAAGCUCUACCAGCAGACCGUUUACUGCAACAUCUCAGGCCGAGAGAUCCGUCUGCCUCUCCGAAUCAAAGGGGAAGGAAUGGGACCCAAGAUUCACUUCAACUUUGAAUUGCUGGAUAUAGGAAAAGUUUUCCUUGGCUCUGUACAUUGUUACGAGGCGAUACUGUACAACAAAGGCAGCAUUGACGCCCUGUUCAACAUGAUCCCAAAAACUUCAGCUUUAGGGGCCUGCUUUGUUUUCAGUCCCAAGGAAGGCAUCAUCGAACCGAGUGGAGUCCAAGCUAUCCAGAUCUGCUUCAGCCCUACCAUCCUAGGGCACUUCGAGGAAGACUUCCUGGUUAACGUCAAUGGGUCACCUGAGCCCGUGAAAUUGACCAUCAGGGGCUGCGUCAUUGGGCCUACCUUCCAUUUCAAUGUGCCUGCACUUCACUUUGGUGACGUUGCCUAUGGGUUUUCUUACACUUUGAUGUGUUCACUCAAUAAUACUUCCUUGGUUCCCGUGACCUUCAAACUGCGUAUCCCUGGGGAUGGCCCUGGCCAUCAGAGCAUUUCAAAUUGCGAGCUGUGCUCAGACAACAAAAGACCAUCUUGGACCAAGGAAGAAGCACCCACCAUGAAACCACAAGAAUUCACCAUCACACCCAACUCUGGCACCAUUCGCUCCCAGGGAUUUGCAGCUAUCAAGGUGACCCUGUGCUCCAACACGGUGCAGAAGUAUGAGCUGGCACUGGUGGUGGACGUGGAGGGCAUUGGAGAAGAAGUCCUGGCACUCUUAAUUACAGCCAGGUGUAUUGUACCUACCCUCCGAUUGGUUGAUGAAGAAGUGGACUUUGGGCGCUGCUUCCUGAAGUAUCCAUAUAAGAAAAUGAUUCCACUUGUCAAUCACAGUGAUCUCCCAGGAUACUACGAGGUCCUGCCUCAGGUGUAUGACAGUGCUCCUGCUGUGCUGCUUUCCAGUCCCACCCCUUGUGGGGUCAUCCCUCCCCGGAGCACCAUGCAAAUACCGCUGAUCCUGGAGACCCAGGUCAUUGGAGCACACAGGUCCACAGUUUACAUCUCCAUCUUUGGGAGCCCAGACCCUCCUGUGGUAUGUUACUUGAAGAGUGUCGGAGAAGGCCCAGUUAUCUACGUACAUCCCACUCAAGUGGAUUUUGGGAAUAUCUAUGUCCUCAAGGACUCUUCCAGAAUUCUCAACCUGUCUAACCAAUCCUACAUUCCUGCAUUAUUUCAGGCACGCAUGGCACACAAAAAUUCCCUAUGGACAGUUGAACCCACGGAAGGCAUGGUUCCCCCAGAAGCGGAUUUUCAACUGGCAGUGACCGCCAACCUGAAUGAUGUAAUGACAUUCAAAGACACAGUCAUCUUGGACAUUGAAAAUAGCAACACCUAUCGGAUUCCUGUCCAGGCUUCAGGAAUCGGUUCCACCAUUGUUUCAGAUAAGCCCUUUGCUCCAGAACUCAAUUUGGGGGCGCAUUUUAGCCUGGAUCCUCAUUAUUACCACUUCAAGUUGACCAACAAGGGACGUCGGGUCCAACAGUUGUUCUGGAUGAACGAUGAUUUCUGUCCACAAGACAAGCUGAAACAGAAGGGACAGGUUAAAAAGAGAUUUGCUGAUGGUCUGCCCCAGCCCCACUGCUCCCAGAAGCCGGGGAAUGCACACAGCCCCGUGUUUCAGCUCCACCCCGUCAGGAUGGAGCUGCACCCAGGCCAGACAAUCGACGUGACACUUGAAGGCUACUCUGCUGUUCCCAGGAUGGUCAGAGAAAAGCUGGUGUGCCACGCCGUCAUCGGGACCCAGAAAGGAAAGAGCUUGCUGAUGGCCGUGAAUAUCAUCUGUGAGUUUGUUGCACCUGUUAUCCAGCUCUCCACCAAGCAGCUCGUUUACCGCCUGGAGAAGAAGCCCAACACUAUCCUGGAACCUGAUUACCAGCCUGUGGUCAUAAAGAACGUCUCCACCCUGCCCGUGAACGUGUUGCUGUCAACAAGCGGACCCUUCUUUCUGUGUGAGAGUGACAAGUCCCUGCUGCCCGUCACCCCUGAGCCAAUUAAACUGGAUAUUGGAGGAGAAAAAAGGCUGCUGGUCAAGUUCGACCCUUCCUACAGAAAUGAUCUAAACAACUGGGUGGCAGAAGAAAUUCUAGCAAUUAAGUAUGUGGAACACCCCCAAGUAGACAGCCUGAGCCUGCGUGGAGAAGUUCAUUACCCCAAUCUCUGCUUCGAGGCCAUGGAGGUGGAUUUUGGCUGCAUCCUGAAUGAUACUGAGGUCAUUCGCUACAUCAGAAUCACCAACUGCAGCCCGCUGGUCGUGAAGUUCCGCUGGUUCUUCCUGGUGGACGGCGAGGAAAAUCAGAUAAGAUUUUUACCCUGCAUGAAACCCUACAGUACCCUCCUGUCCCAGAUCGAGUCCAUCCCAGCAACAUCUGCAUCUGGCAGCUUAGCAGCAGUCCCAGCAACAACGGAGUCCACGGAGAUGGAUUUAAGUGAUUCCAUUAAGACCAUUCUGGGCGACGAGGAUGCUGGGCCUGAAGAAAGAGAAUCCAGAAAGAACAAUGCACCUGCCAUGAUCUCAGAGGGAGCAAAACCUUGCUCUGCUGAAACAGAAAGGACGCAGAGCCAGCUGGAGUGUCAGGAACCCCCAUGGACCUUUGAGCAGGAUGAGAUGCUUUCCAUUGGGAUAGAAGAAGUGUUCGACAUUCUGCCCCUCUAUGGGGUGCUGCAGCCACACAGCAGCCACCAGAUAUCCUUCACCUUCUAUGGUCACUGUGACAUCGUUGCCCAGGCCAAAGCUCUGUGCAAAGUGGAAGAAGGGCCCACCUAUGAGAUAAUACUAAAGGGAGAGGCAUCCAUAAUCAACUACUCCUUCGACACCACAUAUAUUAACUAUGGAUUACAGCUGUUUGACCACGUCACGGAGCAUGAAAUCACACUGACAAACCUCGGGAAGGUUGGCUUUGACUUCAAGGUUCUAACUAACCACCAGUCUUCACCAGACGUCCUUGUCCCGGGAGUGCCCUUCAUCCAGCCUUCCUCGGGUUUUAUCAGUUCGCAUAAUGAGCAGGUGUUAAAGAUUUCCUACCUACCUGGAGUACCUGAGGUAUUUCAAAGAAGUUUCCAGAUACAGAUUGCCCAUCUGGACCCAGAAAAUAUCACCAUCAGUGGAGAGGGAAUUUUUCCUCGAAUCAGUCUUGAUCUCCCCAGAAAUCUCAGAGGCACUGAAAAGUAUGAAAUCUUCUUGAACCAGGCCAGAAAAAACAUAGAAAAGGAGUACAGUAAAUGUGAAACUCUUGAUCACUUUGAGAUACUAGCUGAAGAAAUGCCAGAGGAUGAAUCUACUGAGUUAAGUGCUCAUCUCCAGAUGGAAGUAGAGCGACUUAUAGUCCAAAGCUAUUCACUAGAAUAUCAGAAAACAGUCAUCCCUCCUCCCAUGGAGGACACGUGCUUCAGUCAUCGGAAUCGCCGCAGGCUAGCCAAAAUCCAGCUGCCAGAGUACAUCCUGGAUUUUGGCUACGUUGUCCUUGGUGAUGUCCGAACCCACAUCAUCAAGAUCACCAACACCAGUUACUUUCCAGUGUCCUUCCAUGCAGAAAAGCGUGUCCUUCAUGACACAGGCUUCAGUACCGAGCUAGAUCGUGUGAAGAACCUGCCUUACGGUGAAACAGAAACAUUUGAAGUGAGAUUUGAUGCACAAGGAGCCAAUCUUGCCAUUGGAAACAAAGAAGUCAUUCUGCCCAUCAAGGUGGUUGGAGGGCCAACAGUUCAUAUCCAUCUCCAAGCCAAGUUGGCUAUCCCAAAUAUGAUGCUGUCUUGUGGAAAAGUGGAUUUUGCCGCAAUACAAUGUGGACAAUGCAUGGUGGAAACAAUCCAACUUUCCAAUAGUCUCCAAGUCCCUUGUGAAUGGUUUGUUCACAGCCAAAAGCCUGUUAACAAGCUGGAAAAACACAUGCCAAAGUACUUAAGACGGAAAGUGCAUCCUGGAUUAAAGCCAACAGCGCAGAUCUUUGAGAUCCAGCCCGCUUCUGGAGUCCUGGAUCCCGGUGAGAAGUCCAACGUGCAAGUGAAAUUCAUGCCAAAAGAAGAGAGAUUCUAUAGCCAAACCCUGAUGUUCCAGAUUGGCCAGAGUGCUCAGAAGCUUACUCUGCUGGCACAAGGCCAAGGUCUGCAGCCAUGCCUAGAAUUCAUUCCUUCCGUUCUGGAGCUGGGGCCGCUGCUGCCUUACGCGCCUGGAGACGAGGCCGAGGUGGUGGUGAAGAAUCCCUGCAACUUCCCCAUUGAGUUUUACUCCUUAGAAUUUGACCAGCAGUAUCUCCUAGAGGAGAAGAUGUUGCGAAAGCUGAAGGGCUAUGAUUCCCACAACACCUUGCUGCUGCCUCCCCGCGCCCCGGGGGAGAAGCUGCCCAUGGAAGUGUAUGAGUACUUUAAGGAGAUGAAGAGGUCAAAAGAGGAGCAGAUGAAGGCCAAAUACCUGGACAGUAUGGCACAGGAAAAUGAAGAUGAAGAUUUGUUCUCAUCAGAGCAGGGCACCUCACCCAGCACGAAGAGGACGUCACUCAGCCAAGGAAUCUCUCUCACAUCCAACCUGGGAGAGCGCCACCCUUUGGCUGAUUCCAGAACCUACCCAGAUGAAGAUGAAGAUGAGGAAAGCCUGGAAAAACUCAUAUUUCAAACCGACAAGAUUCAAAGCAUUGACAGCCACUCCGCAGAUGAAGUCGGAGAGGUGGAAAACAACCCAGUGAGCAGGGCGAUCGCGCGCCACCUGGGCAUCGACAUUUCUGCAGAGGGCCGCAUGGCCAAGAACCGCAAGGGCAUUGCCAUUAUCAUCCAUGGGACCCCAUUGUCAGGGAAGACGGCCAACGCCAUCAACAUGGCCAAGUACUACAACGCAGCGUGCCUGAACAUUGACUCCGUUGUGCUGGAAGCCAUGUCUGACAGCAGUAACAUCCCAGGGAUCCGAGCUCGUGAGCUCUGCAUCAAGGCUGCCAUAGAGCAGUCCAUGAAGGAAGGAGAAGAGUUCGCCCAGGAAACUGCUCUGGGCCAAAACAUCCUGGGACAAGCACGACUGAGCUCUGAGAACCUGGGCAAGCUAACCUCAGAAAUCACGUUGCUGACCCCGGAAAUGAAAACUGGGAAGAGCUUGCGCGGGAGCCUGUUGCUCUCCAAAGGCAAGGCGGACAGCCAUGGCUCUGGGUCGCAGAAGCAGCAUCACCCCCACCAGUCCGAAACGCCACAGGUGCAGAUUUCCUGCAGCCCUCUCCUCGCGGGGCCCACCCCACGCCGGCUCAGCGUCAGUGCCAGUGUGGGAGGUGAGACAGGGCUGGUGAGCUGUGUGCUGCCUGAGGAACUCCUCGUGCAGAUCCUGGCUGAGCGGAUACAGAUGAGCGACUGUUACCGAGGGCUGGUGUUUGACAGCCUGGACACCCUCUUUGCUCGGAACGGGACUGCCGCCCUCCUCUGCCUGCUCAAGGCCAUCGGCAACCGGGAGCACAUCUACGUCAUCAACAUGGCCCAGGAUUACAUGGCCAUGAAGGCCCAGGAAAAGGCCAAGAAGGAACAGGAAGAGCACAGACGCAGGGAAGCUCUUCAGAAAGAGAAGGAACGUCUCCAGAACAUGGAUGAAGAGGAGUAUGACGCCUUGACGGAGGAGGAGAAAAUCACGUUUGACCGAGAGGUUCAGCGGGCGCUCCAGGAGAGGAAGAAGAGGGAGCUGGAGAGGCUGGCCAAGGAGAUGCACAGGAAGAAGCUCCAGCAGGAGCUCGAGCGCCAGAAGGAGGAAGAGGAGCUGAAACGGAGGUUCAAGAAACCCAAGCAGGGGCCAGUAAAGGAGGAGGCCGCCGCAAAGAAACCUCAAGCUGCGAACAAGCAGGUUCUCACAUCCGCCAAAGCAGAUAUCAAGAUGGAUUCCCUCGAAAGGAAAGUGUCUGUCAGGGAGCAAGCGGCAGCUGAGAAGGAAGAACCGAGCAAGAAGAAGAAAACGGCGGCGGACGGCAGCACGCUCGGGUUUCCUGUCGUCCAGGAGCAGGAGGACAGCGAGGGGGACUUCCCCAAGGACACCGACAAGCAGCUGGCCCAGAAGUUCAAGGUCUACGAGUUGAGCCUGAAGGACAUCCAGAACAUCCUUGCGUCCUGGGACCGGAAGCAAGGCAUCCCACUGCAUCACGCAUGGCUGGAGGAGGCGCCCCACGAGCCCGACGACCAGCGCCAGGUGCCCUCGGGCGGGCGCCGGGGCCGCAAGGAGCGGGAGCGGGAGCGCCUGGAGAAGGAGCGAGCGGAGAAGGAGCGCCAGGAGCGGGAGCGGGCCGAGCGGGAGCGCCUGGAGAAGCUGCGGGCCCUGGAGGACCGCAGCAACGGCGAGGGAGACGGGGAGGAAGAGCGCGAGGGCAAGAAGGACCUGGGCGUGCCCUUCAUCCACAUCCAGGUCCUGGACGCCGAGGGCUCCAGCUGGAAGCAGGCGCUGGACAGUGACAAGCUUCCCAAAGGCGACCAGAUCCUCGAGAUCCUGGGCCUGGGCUCCUGUGGGCCACCCAUCCCGCCCCCCACCUUAUUCUCAGUGGUCUCCUACCCGGUGAAGCGGCUGUCGCCAGCCACGACGGACAUCAUGAAGCACUUCGUGUUUGUGACCCCACCCUCUGAUGAUCUGUCCCUGCUGGACGAGAAAAAAGAAGUAGAGGCAGAAGCAGAGCUUUUAACGGCCGCCAUCACCCUGAAGGUGACAGAAGAGCAGACCGCCUCAUCCAAGGGGGCCAGACAGAAGCUGAAAGAAAAAAUAGAACAAAACCGUGAGCCUCAGAAGGACAAACGCCGCAUGGCCUUCAACAGGAAAGGCCUUUCUGGGGGAGCCACGGGAGCCAUCGCCCCCCUGUCAGACAUCGAGCAGAACAACUUCAGUGAGCAGCACUCCCAGGAGAAAUUCACCAGGCUGAAUCACUUUCGCUGGAUCGUGCCGGCCAAUGGUGAGGUCACACUGCGAGUGCACUUCUAUUCUAAUGACACUGGGAACUUCGACCAAAUGUUUAACUUUGAGAUCCUCGGAACUCGCUGCCAGUACCAGCUGUACUGCCAGGGCGUGUGCACCUACCCACACAUUUGCCAGGACCCGAAGCUGGUGUUCCCUCAGUGUAAGAAAAACAUGAAGAUAAGCGAAGUCAUCUUCAAGAAGUACAUUGUUAGCAUGGAGAGGUAUUACUUCGGGCCCCUGCUUUGUGGAAAGUCAAGAGAUAAGUACAAGUCUUCCUUGUUCCCGGACAAUGUGGAGACACUGACGAUCCUCAACAAUUCCCCGAUGGUGGUGGAGGCAUUCUUCUGUUUUCAGAACGACGUCAGAGCGAGCACCUACUUCCUGGAGCCUGUCAACAUGAUUCUGAAACCCAGCGAGAAGCAGAUGCUAAACGUGUGGGCCUACCCUACCGCAGUGGGUACCUUUGAAGACAGCAUUGUCUGCUGCAUCAAGGAGAACCCCGAGCCCGCCAUCUUCAAACUAAGCUGCCAGGGAAUCCGCCCAGAACUAGAACUGGACCCCAGGCAGUUACAUUUUGACCGGCUCUUGCUGCACAGAAAAGAGUCCAAGGUGGUGCUUCUCCGCAACACCAUGCCCCUGCCUGUGGCCUGGCGGAUCACCAGCCUGGAGCACCUGGGCGAGGACUUCACCGUGUCCAUGACGCAAGGCAUCAUCCCGCCCAGGGCGGAGUAUGGCCUGCACGUGUACUUCCAGCCUUCCAAACCUGUCAACAUCAAGAAGGCCAUCCGGCUGGAGGUUCUAGACGCAGAAAACCUUGUUGGUGUCGUUCAGAUUGAAAACAUCCUGAUCUUCGCCGAAUCGUAUGACAUCGCCUUGGACAUCACCUUCCCCCGAGGAGCUGAAGGAGGACUGGACUUUGGCAUAGUCAAGGUCAUGGAGGAGGUGAAGCAGCCUCUACAACUGAAGAACCGCGGGAAAUACGAGAUCGUGUUCAGCUUUUCCGUGGACUCCUCGGGGAUUUCAGUGACCAACCUAAAUUCCAUGAUCUCUGUCCAACCCAAAAAGGGCUCACUAACCAUAACAGAAAAGCCCACAAAUGUGCAGGUGUUCUUUUGUGCAAAAAAGGAAGUCAAGAUCGAGCACCAGCCUGUUCUGCGCUGUCAGAUUGUGGAGCCCAAUAUUGCAGACGGAGGUGAGAUCAUCGCCAACAUCCCAAUUAAGUUUUCCGUGAAUGCAGUGUACUCCAAGUACAACAUCAGCCCCUCGUCCAUCAUCAACUUUGGGGCCUUGAUCUGCGGCACACGUAAAAGCACCACGUUCACCAUAGAAAACCAAGGCAUCAUUGACUUCAAGUACGCCCUGUACAGGCUGACAGGGGAGAACCCCACUCAUCAGAAGAAAGCAGCCACUCACAUAAGACACGCAAGGACCCGGGAAAGCGAGAGCUUCUACAAGACGGGCACCAAAGCAGCCAAGUUCUCCGACUCAAUUCAGAAAGAAGUCAACAUCACCAGCCAGGCCCGCUUCUCCCACGGGAUGUUCACCGUGUACCCCGGCUUUGGCUCCAUCCCUUCCGGAGGGCAGCAGGUGAUCACCGUGGACUGUGUGGCAGACCCCGUGGGGAGAUGUGAGGAGUUCAUCGUCAUCGAUAUCACCGACCGAGACCCCGUGGACCAGCCUGGCGGCAUUACUUACACGCUGCUGGCCGAAGCCUGUCUACCAGCCUUUGUGACCGACAACAAUGCCUCCAUCUUUGAGGAGCACCAGAUCUGCACCAGCCCCAACCUGUACCACAUCCUGCAGACCAUAGAGAGUGGGGGGCUGUUCGUGGAGGACGAGAACAAGUUCAUCUUCUGCAACGUCCUCGUGGGCCACCAGGCCAAGGCACGGUUCAAGAUCAGCAACGUGGGAAAGAUCGCCUGUGAUGUCAACAUUGUGGUGAAGCCCAUCUCCAAUAAGGCUGUUGCACGCAUCGUUGACAUCUUUGAUGUGGAACCCAGUAAAAUGUGCGUGGGCAGUCGCUCGCACGCCUUCGCCACCGUGUCCUUCACCCCACAGACCAUGCAGACCUACCAGUGCAUCUUUGAGGCCACCUUGGAUGGCUUGCCCAGCAACCUGGCCAGGAACCGAGGCCUUGUGUUCGAUAUUGUCGGUGAGGGGAACCUCCCUCGGGUGACGGUCCUGAGGCCAAUUCUCCACAACCAGUAUGGAAACCCCAUGCUCCUCUUCAAGAGGCUUCUGCUCGGCCACUCUGAGAAACUGCCUCUCGUCCUCAAGAACAACGGCACCAUCCCUGCCCAGCUGCAUGUUGAUCUGCAGGACCAACUAGGAGUCUUCUCCCUCAAGGGCAGGCCUACGACCUCCUACAUCUACAUCAUAGAAGAAAACAAACCAAAUGAGAAAGCAAAGAAAGCUCACACGGCCUCACUGGUGGUCUCUCCUGGAGAUACGGCUGAGUUUGAUGUCUUUUUCCACUCGCAUAAGGUUGGCAGGAUGACAGGCACCAUCCACCUGUCUGUGAUCAACAACCAGUACGAGGAGACCAUCAUCUACAUGGUGGGAGAGGGCUACGAGGACGACAUCACUUUGGACAACAUUCAUGGGCUGGUGGCUGCCGGCAGCCAGGACGCCUCGAACUCCACUGAGGUCAUAGAGUUCUCAGAGGAAAACACCACGGAUGACUUGGUGGCAGCUGCCCUGGUGGACCACAUCCAGUUUGGAGACUGCCACAUUGGAAACAGCUAUAAUGUGAGCUUCACAAUUACCAAUCACAGCCAAGUGAACGUGAUACGGUUUGAAUGGCCUCUUUUAGCGACAGUGUCUUUCUCCCCACAAAUGGGCCACCUGCACCCUGGAUGUGCCAAGGACAUAGCAGUGACCAUGAAGUCAGACGUGCCCAUCAACCUGAGGAAGAUGGGGAUCAAGUGCAAGCUCUCCAGGAUCGUGUUUCAGCUGCCUUCUGACCAGAUCCCCGACUGGGACGACCGCAUGCGCACCGUCAAGUGGGUGGAUGUGCCCAAAAACACACCCGGGACUUUCACCGCGAAGCGAAAAGUGAUAGAGACGGAUCCUGAACCUGCGCAUUCUGUUCUGGAGGAAAACUACCGAGACCUGCAGCUCCAGAUCAGCGCCAACGUGGAUUACGCCUCAUACCAGUGCCAAACGGAUGACGUGUGCUUUAAGGAGACGCUGGUUUACCAGACCCGAGUGUUUGAGCUUGACCUGGUUAAUUCAGGAUGUGUGCAGCUAGAAUACAGCUGGGUCUCAGAAGAUGCUGCAAAGGCAGUCAGCUUUGCAAUGCCAGGAAACCAAGGUUCUGUUCAGAAAGAUCAGCUUAGUCAAAUCACGCCACGCUCGAGCAGCACUCUGGACAGCAGCGUGGACCACUGGACAGAAGGCUCUCCCUCGCCCUUCUCCGUGGAGCCCUCCGCAGGCGUCGUGCCUGUGGGGAAGACUCAGAAGCUCAAAGUGAAAUUCUCCCCCCUGGACACUGGCGAUUUCGAGAGCACCCUUUACUGCCAGAUUCCCAACCUGCCCCCUGGAAUGCAAGGUCCAGUCCUAGUAGUAAAAGGGCGGAGCUUCUUGCCUGUCUGUCAUUUCGACCUGAAGGACUCCGACUACAUCAGUGGUCAUCGGCGCAACCCAGAGCUCCGAGGGUCUGGGGCUGCCCCUCUGGAUCCAAACACCCGGGUGAUAGAGUUUACCAGUGUGGGCAUAGGAGGCAAGAAUCUCCGGACUUUCACAAUCCUGAACCUGACCAAUAGCACCUACUCCUUCUUCUGGAUCUCUGAGGAGCAGGAGAGUCUGCAGAACCCUCCGGCCUUCACGUGCCUCACGGAGAAGGGCUUCAUCCACCCUGAAAAGAAGGCCGAGAUUGUGUUCCAGUUCAUACCUUUCCAUCUGGACAUCACAGAGGCAUUAUGGACUUUCUUAAUCCCCGAACACAAUAUCUCGGUCCCCUUCCUGCUGGUAGGCAAAACCACUGACCCACUCAUCUCUCUUGACAAGUCACACCUCAACUUCAGUGCUCUCCUCAUCGGCCGAGAAGCCAGGGAGACUGUGCAGGUCAUCAACAAGGAGGAGCAGGGCUUCAGCUUUGCCAUCCAGGAUGACUCUCGCUACUCUGAAGCUUUCAGCAACUGCCUGGUGGUUUGUCCUAUGGAAGGCUGGAUCCCGCCACUGUCCAGGUUCCCAAUUGAUAUCUUCUUCACGCCAAAGCUGGAAGGAGAUGUGAACUUCAAUUUGAUCUGCAACGUGAAAAAGAAAGUCCACCCUCUGACACUGAACGUCAAGGCCGAGGGCUACACCAUGAGUGCAGAGGUCAAGUGCAAGGACAGGGCUGGCACCACCACCCUCUUGACUCCUAACCAGACCAACGUCGUCAACUUCUAUGAGGUGGAGUUAAAUGAAUGUGUCCAGUGUGAGUUCAGCUUUAUCAACACUGGGAAGUUCAACUUCAGCUUCCAGGCGGAGCUCUCUGGCUCCAAAGCUCUGCUGCAGUACUUGGAAUUUUCACCCAUCGAUGGCACCGUGGAUGUGGCACAGACGGUCCAUGCCACCCUGUCUUUCCAACCAUUUAAGAACUGUGUCUUGAAGGGCCUAGAACUCAGAAUCAAGAUCAGCCACGGCCCAACCUUUCUGUGCAGCCUUGCAGGCUGUGCUGUGAGCCCGGCUGUCCAUUUCUCCUUCACCAGCUACAACUUCGGGACCUGCUUCAUCUACCAAGCUGGGAUGCCUCCCUACAAACAAACCCUGGUCAUCACCAACAAAGAAGAAACGUCCAUGAGCAUAGAUUGCUUGUACACCAGCACCAGCCACCUUGAGGUGAACUUCCAUGUGGAUGUGCUGAAGCCAGGAAAGGCGCUGGAGGUUCCAAUCAUCUUUUAUCCCCGAGAAAGUAUCAGCUACCGAGAACUCAUCCCUUUUGAAAUAAACGGACUCUCACAGCAAACAGUGGAAAUCAAGGGGAAAGGCACUGAGUUGAAGAUUUCAGUCCUAGAUCCAGCCAAUAGGAUUGUGAAGCUGGGAGCUGUCCUGCCAGGACAGGUUGUGAAGAAAGCAGUUUCCAUCAUGAACAACAGCCUCACCCAGGUCACAUUUAGCCAGUCAGUCCUGUUCUCGAUUCCAGAGCUCCAAGAACCCAAGGUCAUCACCUUGGUGCCCUUCCAGAACAUCACCCUGAAGCCCAAGGAGGUCUGCAAGCUGGAAGUCACCUUUGCCCCGAAGAAGCGAGUCCCCCCCUUCUCCGAGGAGGUGUUCAUGGAGUGCGUGGGGCUCCUGCGCCCCCUCUUCCUGCUCAGCGGCUGCUGCCAGGCCCUGGAGAUCUCCCUGGACCAGGAGCAUCUUCCCUUUGGACCGGUCGUGUACCAGACGCAGGCCACACGACGCAUCCUCAUGUUGAACACUGGCGACGUGGGUGCAAGGUUUAAAUGGGAUGUCAAAAACUUUGAGCCUCACUUCUCCAUCAGCCCUGAAGAAGGCUACAUCACUGCAGGCUCGGAGGUGUCUUUCGAAGUGACCUACCAUCCCACCGAGGUGGGGAAGGAGAGCCUCUACAAAAACGUGCCUUGCUUCAUCCAGGGAGGCAGCCCUCUGAGCCUGACCCUAUCCGGACUCUGUGUGGGACCUCCCGCAGUCAAAGAGGUGGUGAAUUUCACCUGCCAGGUGCGCUCCAAGCACACGCAGACCAUCCUGCUCUCAAACCGCACCAACCAGACUUGGAAUCUGCACCCCAUCUUUGAGGGUGAGCACUGGGAGGGGCCUGAAUUCAUCACGCUGGAGGCCCAUCAGCAGAACAAGCCCUACGAGAUCACCUACCGGCCCCGAAACAUGAACCUGGAAAACCGCAAGCACCAGGGCACCCUCUUCUUCCCCCUCCCGGAUGGGACUGGCUGGCUGUAUGCUCUGCACGGGACUACUGAGCUCCCCAAAGCCGUGGCCAAUAUCUUCCGUGAAGUGCCAUGUAAGACACCCUACACUGAGCUCCUGCCCAUCACCAACUGGCUGAACAAGCCCCAGAGAUUCCGGGUCAUCGUGGAAAUGCUAAAACCAGAGAAGCCAGACCUCAGCGUCACCAUGAAGGGCCUCGAUUACAUUGACGUCCUGUCUGGCUCCAAGAAAGACUACAAGCUGAACUUUUUUUCUCACAAGGAGGGACUGUACAGUGCAAAGGUGAUCUUCCGAAACGAGGUGACCAACGAGUUCUUGUACUACAUGGUGAGUUUCAGGGUCACGCCUUCCGGCAUCAUCAGAACCCUGGAGAUGACAAGUCCCGUGCGACAGAGCGCAUCAACCUCCAUCAGGGUGGAAAACCCCCUGCCCUACUCGGUGACCUUCGCCACGGAAUGCCGCGUGCCCGACAUCAGCCUGCCGUCCCAGUUCUCCGUGCCUGCCAACUCCGAGGGCACCUUCUCGUUUGAGUUCCAGCCCCUGAAAGCUGGAGAGACCACGGGGAGACUGACCCUGCACAACAGCGACCUGGGCUACUACCAGUACGAGCUCAACCUGAAGGCCGUGCCGGCACCCCCUGAAAAGCCCGUGCACUUCCAGACCGUGCUCGGCAGCAGCCAGAGCAUCUUCGCCAAGUUCAUCAAUUAUACACGGCAGAAGACAGAAUACUACUGCAAGACAGACUGCCCGGACUUCCACACGGAGCGCGUCAUCAGCGCGGCAGCCGGAGCCCAGGGUGGCACGGAGGUCAGCGUGGAGGUGUGCUUCGAGCCCAGCCGCCUCGGGGAGACCAAGGGCAUCCUGAUUCUGUCCUCGCUCAUGGGCGGGGAAUACGUCAUCCCCCUCUUCGGGAUGGCGCUGCCCCCCAAGCCCCAGGGGCCCUUCCUGAUCCGAGCCGGCUACAACAUCGUCAUCCCCUUCAAGAACGUCUUCUACCACACCGUGAACUUCUCCUUCCUGGUGGAGAACCCCGCCUUCACCGUCCGCGCCACGGACUCCACGCGGCCCAAGAAGGUCAACAACAUCACCGUCUACUUUGAGGGAAACCCGUCGGGCAGCAAAACGCCCAUCACCUCCAAGCUGAUCGUCUCCUGCCCUCCGGGUGAAGGCAGCGAAACUGGCAUUAAGUGGAUCUAUUACCUGAAGGGGAUCACCCCUUAG